CUCGAGACUGCCUCAAACGAGAGUCUGGUCAGAUUGCUAUUUGAAUUUUGUGACCGGUAGAGGGCGCUGAAAAAUGUAAACAAAUAUGGCAACUCCAGUAAAAGAAACUGACAGAAUUCGCUUUCCAGACAGUGACAGGUGUGUUUCUUGUUGUUUAGAAAACAAACAAAGGUACUACAUAAUCCGAAAAGAUAAGAACAAGGGUCCUGCUUUUGAAAUUGUAUGUUACUGUUACAAGAACAAUCUCUGUAUCGAAGAAAAUGUUGGGACAUAUGUGUGUUCGCCUUGUUAUAAACUGCUGCUACGAAUAAAAGACAUGGACUGCAGACGGUCACAAUUAUAUGACAAAGUUAUGAUGUCGUCACAAACAUUUAUUAAAGUCAUAUCUGUGAAAAAACGAAGUAUGGCCAUAGGAACACCUGGAACACCAAGACAAUCUAAGUUUCCUGACAAGAGAGCUACUCCAGAUCAAGGAUCCCUAGAAAAGCAGUCUAGACAACAAACAGUAAUUAGAAAGCCAUCAACAAGAUCAUUGUUUUUAACUCCAUCAAAAAAAGCCUCGAGCUCAUUCACAGAGGAUCUCGCUGUUCCAUUUUCACCUGGGCCUCAAAGUAGUAACCAACAAAAGAGAAUCAAAUCUUCAUCACUUUCGGUUAAGAAAACCCUGAAACAUACAGUGUCAUUUCGAUCUUCAAAACUCUGUGAACAGAUGCUUCCAAUUGUAAAAUCAUUAGCAAAUGGAAGCUUCAAAAAGGCUUUAUCAUUACUUGUAAAUUCUUCAGACCAUGCAACCAAAGAAAAUGCAAAGAAGGCAGUUAAGAAGUUAAUUGAACAGGAAUGCUGUGUCUUUUCAAAACAAACAAAUGAAUUUGAAGUACAUUUACAGAAACGGGAAACUAGAGAUUUGGAAAACUUCAACAUGAAAGAAAUUCAAAAGGAUUUUGAAAGUCAUGCACCCAUGUUAUGGGCAUGUGCAACCCAAGCAGCAACCUCUGGUUAUAGCAAGACAUUCGAUCAGGUUAAGGUUUGUGCAGCUUUGUGUGUUCUUUUGCAGGGACGUUCAAAAAUGCUUAACUCUCUUCAACAUGUUGUUGCCAUAACAAUGUACAACAACCAAUUACAGAAAGAUGGCUUUUCGGUGCUUGCAAAGCUGGGUUUUUCUGUAACCCAUACAACCUUGAAUGAAAAGUUGAACACAGCGAAAAAACUAAAUGAGCAAGUAAUGAAAACCUAUCAGAGGAGGUUAGCAGACACUAUUGCUGCUAAAAGUAUUGUGGAUAGGGUGAGCACUGAACACUCUUAUGCAGGAGGAUUAGAUCAACCCUCAGUCAUAGAUGAACAUUCCUAUUCAACCAUCUACCAUUCAGAAUUUCAACAACAUGGUGAACCCCUAGGCUACAGAUUUAACCUCGACAACCUGGACUUUCAUAUAAAAGUCAGGGAAAUGACACAGGAACAUCAAAAUGUGUCGAGGCAUUUUACUCAAAUCAUGUCUGUUGUAGAUAGAGUGAGCUGUGAGGGUUUCACAGAUGAGCCUGUCGGAAAUUUGAUGGAGGUUGAAAACAGCGAAUUUCUUCCUACUGCUGAGGACAAUUACACUCUUAGAAAAGACAUGAUACAGGUUGUAUCCAACAUUCUGAUCGAACAUCUGUCAUCCUUCAAAAUCUUUGAAAAUAUUUGUCCUAAACAAUUCCAACAUGCUUAUUCAGCAGAAAUGUCGAAGAAAUCUAUUGUGAAUCAGCAGUGUUUUGUUGGGAUACUUCUUGCAUUCAAUUAGAAACAUACAGUGAUACCACUUGGAAUUCUGCUAAAGAAUGAAAACAAAACCAAUGAUAUGAUAGAGAUCCUUGAGCACUUACAACAGUAUGUCCCUGGAGCCAGAACUGAAUUGGAAGAGAUUCAAGAAAGAGAAGAAACAAAUCCUAAGAUGCAAGCAAUUCCAGUUGGAGGUGACCAAUUGACGUGUGAGCGAAUUAGAGGUGCACAUAUGGCUCGUCUUGAUGGAGAUACACAAGAGGAAAGAUUGGAGGGUUUGAUAACUAUGGUGGAAGAUUUUCAUGAGAAAAUAAAUUUCCUGCAGGCAAUGAUGGACCGGUUCUACAAACCAGGAAGUGCACGAGAAACAGGCACAUUGUAUCAACUAAGGAAUGUCAUAAAUAGAAGAAAUGUCACAAAAAAUGUGAGUGCAGAUUAUCAUGCAGUUGGAUCUUUUAUUGACCUAGUGACAAGUGCUCAUGUUAUUGCAGCAGCUCUGAAAGCAUUUGGAAUGGAUAGCAUUGAGGAUCCCUGUCCAAAAGUCCCACUGUUCACAGAAUCUGCUGAUGAAGGAUCCAAAAAGAGGUUGUUAGAUAAGAUUGUUGGGGAAAUAGUGGACACAUUCUUCUUGAACAGCUUGACAGUAACAGUCAAUAGGAUUGAGGAUGAUGAAACUGCCAUUGAAGGGCCAAUAGUUGAUGAUGGAGUGUACAAUUAUGCCACCAAUGUCACAAAAUAUGGGCUUCUCAGGAAAAUCUCUGUUCUAGCUACUAGAAAUGGGGAUGGUAUUCGACAGAUAAGACACUGGAAGUAUGGUCUAUUAGUAUAUGACCUUUCACACAAGAUUAAGUACAGACUUGAAUCUUUCUUGCUUUUAGCAGGUGUGAAUGCACUUUUCACAGAGAAGCAAAGACAUCAGAUAAUUUGGAAUCGGUUUGUCAAUUUGUCUGGAGGAAAAGACAAGAAUCUGGAUGGGGAUUAUGUCAUGGAACUGCUUAACAAGUAUGCAAAGGGUCGUGUUAAAUUACUUGGACCAAAUCAAACUCCAGAGAUUGUUGACCGCAUAGGUAAAACAAUGAUGUUCUGCCACAAUGUCAAUGAGAAAUUGGAAAGAGAAAUUGGUGUUCAUCCAGCAGGAAUACACCAUGCACAAAGAGACAAAACACAAGAUAUAAAGGCUGUUGUGAACCAACUGAAGAAUGCAAAUGUGUUUUCAGUCAUAAGAGGUAGGCAACAUGACUCUUUCCAAGAACAGUUUGAUAUGUUCCAAAAUGUCAACUCGCAUGCCUUACACAAAUGGUUAAAUGUCAAGAAGCAGGAGUAUUCAAAUGGAAAGUAUGCAUUUUAGAUUAUCAUGUGUUGUACACUGAUACCAGCUACCAGGAGAAAGGACAUUUUAGUAAGUUUCCAGAAGUUAAAUUUCUAAAGUUACCAGCAAGUUACCAAAAAGUGUGUGAAAUCUAUGUAGAAUGACAGUCGGUUAUGUGCAGUUUGAAUUUUUAUGUUGAUUCAUCUUAAAAUACUGAUAUUUUGUAUAUUUAUGUCAAGUACAUCAUUCAUUGGUGAAAUUUAAAGGAUUAUUCAAAAUCAAUGGAAAGUAGGCAUCUGAAAUGUGUUUCAAGUUGUAAAAUUUGUUAAGCUACUAGAACAUGUACACCAGAUAUGUGGAAUUUACCAUGUAUGUAUAGCUAUAGAAUGUGGGUGGUGUAUGUGCAGUUUGAAAAUUUUGUUAUGUUGAUUUAACUCAAGAUAUUGACAUUUUGUAUACAGCUCACAUGUCUUAUAUAUAAAGUGUAUGCAUGAAUUAUUUAACUUCCAUGUGUACAUGUGGAGGAUUAAAUUAGCAAUAUCAGUGUCAGAAGAUAAGACAUUUUAUUUAUAAUAAAUUACUAAGUAUUCAUGAUCAGCUGUGAUAUUGUUCAACACUGGAAAUUAGGUGUUUUCAAGUACCUAUAUAUUGUGAUUAAUUAAUAAUCUCAGGUAAAACAUCUUUCUUGCCUUAUUAAAAAACUUUUGAAAGUCAUGAUUUUUCUUUAGCAACACACAAGUAGGAGUUGUAUGCAUUUACUGGUACAAUAGAACCAGCUAAUAAUGGGUGUAUAGAUAAAUAAUUUGUGAAAUAUAUACAGACCUAUGAAAGGUAGGAGUGGGUAUUGCAAACAAUUUUCAUAUCGCAAUAUAAUGCAGUCUUUAAAGGAAUAUGUGAUAUAUCAUGCAAGUAUAUUCAAGGUUUCAAUAUAGAAUUAUCUUGAAGUGUACAUAUCCAAAAUUCUGCUGUUGAAAUCCCUCAAAUAGUUGUUGAAUUUUGCUGCAAUAUAUUCAAAUAUUGAAAAUCAUAUCAUGAUCACAAUCUCACUGAAAAAUAUUGCAAUAGAUAUAUGAGUUUUGCAAUAUAAUUGCCCACCCUCAAUCAAGAUACACAAGACACAUUAAAUCUCAGAGGAAUAUUUUCAUAUAAAAAUUUAACACAUACACUGUAUUUGAAAUAAUAAUAUUUUAAUAUACCAGGCAAUAUAAGGAUACAGUUAGGUAGAUAAAGAUGAAAUAUUUGACAUGCAUCACAUUUAUCUGUGUCUAAUGUAUUAACAUUACCACAUGUGUGGCCUGCCUCCUUACACUGCAGGGAAGGAUUCAGCUGACC
This is a messenger RNA of Pecten maximus, 4396 nucleotides long. RefSeq lists its product as uncharacterized. The transcript is spliced from 6 exons. The record is from RefSeq and is a predicted model, not a curated record. Lineage: Eukaryota; Metazoa; Mollusca; Bivalvia; Pectinida; Pectinidae. The coding region runs from base 1835 to 3103 and encodes 422 amino acids.